AUGUCCCAUGUCAUGAUCGCGAUCCUCAAUUGGCAGACGAUUAAUCUCGAGGAAAUCAAAAUCAUAGAUAACAGUGACAAGAUUACAAUGAUCCUCCCCCGUGUCCCGACUCUUAUGCUAAGUCCAGAUAUCACUACCGUAAUUCAAAAUGAUCCUACUCCCACUCCCCACCCGGCAUAUUUUCGUAUCCGCCCCUGUCCUUUUUCUCACAAUCACCAAGGUCACGUCUCACAUUUUAGAGCUAUAUUGGAGCCUUUAGCCCGCCUUGCCAGCGAAACGGAAUUCAGAAGUCAUUUCGAGGACAGCGGGGUGGAAACGUGGAACAUUGGUGUCUUCAAAGCUACCGUACCUAGCAAUAUUGAAAUCGCGUCUGCAUCAGCAUUCUGCCUUGCCGCAUGUUGUGCUAUGGAUGACCUCUUCAAACCAGGGGUCGUGCACACCAGAAUGAUCUGGAGUCCGGCAGCUCCCUGGAAGGCAAAUGUGGACGCCUCUGUGCUGCUCGACUAUCUCAAUCAAGUCCAUCGCCAGCCCACCUAUGUUAACCGGCUCCGUCGUGCUCGCCUAGGCACGGAUCUGCGUAACAGCAUUGCACUUGCUUCCAUCUUCACUCUUGAGACGACAGCUGCGGUAGUGCCUUGCAUCAUUUUCGCGAUGGAGCAGACAGAAUCCCCUUUCAUCAGACAUGUUGGGUUGAAGACCGCCCAUGUUAUCAGAGAGCAACUAUCGAAUAUUAUAGAUGAUGUCCGUGAUUAAGUCCUCCCGGCCUUACGUUCCGUGACCUUCGGAAGUAUCCAGGACGAUAGCAUUGCUCCUGGUGAUACAUCACCUGAUCGAUUUAUCCAUCUAGAACGUGAUCUUCAUUAUCUGGAAAUAUUCUUCGCCCUCGCAAACAGCGAGUAUUGGCUCUCACAGUUCCGCCAAGGCAGCUGCGAUC
Messenger RNA from Suillus paluster, 934 nucleotides. RefSeq lists its product as uncharacterized. The record is from RefSeq and is a predicted model, not a curated record. Lineage: Eukaryota; Fungi; Basidiomycota; Agaricomycetes; Boletales; Suillaceae. The transcript is spliced from 4 exons. The coding region runs from base 1 to 753 and encodes 250 amino acids.